Molecule: messenger RNA, 1092 nt
Organism: Letharia lupina
Lineage: Eukaryota; Fungi; Ascomycota; Lecanoromycetes; Lecanorales; Parmeliaceae
Exons: 6
Coding region: 1-1092 (363 amino acids)
Biological process (GO): GMP salvage; XMP salvage; IMP salvage
Cellular component (GO): cytoplasm
Molecular function (GO): hypoxanthine phosphoribosyltransferase activity
Source: RefSeq, a predicted model, not a curated record
AUGGUAGAAAAGGUCUACGUGACCUACAACCAGGUACACAAGUUAUGUCAAGCCUCGGCCUCCCAUAUCCUCUCCUCCUUCCAACCGAACCUCAUGAUCGCCAUCGGCGGCGGCGGCUACGUCCCCGCCCGAAUCCUCCGCUCCUUCCUCAAACGCCCCGGCAGCCCCAACAUCCCCAUCCAAGCAAUCGGUCUCUCCCUCUACGAAACCCUCUCCAGUUCAGAUCCGGUUGAGCAGCUCGGUACGAAAGUUACAAGGACGCAAUGGCUGGAUCUGUCGAGCUUGGAGAUGAGCAAUUUGGUGGGGAAGAACGUGUUGAUUGUGGAUGAGGUGGAUGAUACGAGGACGACGUUGGAAUAUGCGGUUAGGGAAUUGGAGAAGGAUGUGGAGGCUGCGAGUGAGAAAUUAGGGAGAAGUGGGGAGAAGACGCGGUUUUGUGUUUUUGUGCUACAUAACAAGGACAAGACGAAGAAAGGGAAUUUGCCGCAGCAAAUGAUGGAUGAGGGUAGGUAUCUGGCUGCCAAUACAGUGGGAGACGUUUGGAUAUGCUAUCCUUGGGAAGCUACUGAUAUCGACGAGCACGAUCAGUUAGCUGCUUCUCAACCAAUGUUGACCCACGCCCGCGUUCUCGAAAUGAACAUCACCUGUUGCAAGAUCCUACGAGCAAGGUUCCAACCCCAGCAUGACUCAGAAGCACUUGCGAGAUUUGAGACCGUAAUCACGCUUUGCACAAAGUGGCUGGAUGCCAUGGAGAAGCACGGAAGCUGCACCAUCAUCCCAGACACCGGCAAAUGCGUCACCUGCAAGCUCUCAUUCUCGACGACCCGAGACCGCACAGACGAGAUCGUCCACUGCUGUUUCAGCCGCGCUCACACCCAGUGCUUGGAGACCUCCGCUCCCGACUACAGUCGCAAAGACUUGACCACCACUUGCGGCAACUGUUCGGGGACAUUGACGGAAGAGGUCUAUGAGCGCAUUGAAAAAUAUGCUGAUUUGUGCGUGCCACGGGAGAGUCGAGGAUUGGUCAAGAAUGUCAAUUGGGCGGCACAUCUGCAGAGUAUGGGGUUGGAUUUGGGUCGGCUUGCUUCUUGA